GUCUCUGUAUUUGUAUCUGUUGAUUUUAAGAAAAAAAAAGGGGGUAUGCUUCAGUUGGUAGGGAACAGCAUUUAUUAGAGGGAUUUAUUGUUUUCUUUUGUAUGUUUCUCCAUUUGGAAUGCCACUGGAAGAAAUCUUAUGAGUCUGGAUGCAUCGUUCUUAGCAACUCACAACAGAUCUGGGGAGGAGAAAAAAGAGCUGGACCUUGGGAUGAAUUUAAUGGCAGAAUUUUCUUUCCCGAGCUUGUUGUAGCAUUUAUACAUUAUUUCCUUUUUUGAAGUUCGGGACACUCUGGCAACUUAUGUUUUUUCAUAUUUGAUAACAAAAAAAGGAAUAUGUCUCUGUGGAUUCUAUUAUUUCAUCUCCUCUGGUUUCUUCCUGGGAAUGCUGCACAGCAACAUAGUAAUGGAACGAUCAAAGUUAGAGGGGAUGUUAUAGUGGCUACAACAAAUGAUAAUUAUAUCUGUGCUACACUUGAUUGGUGGCCAGCUCAGAAGUGUAAUUAUAAUCAGUGUCCAUGGGGAGACUCCUCAGUAUUAAAUCUGGAGAUAAACCAUCCUUUUCUAGCCUCAGCUAUAAAAGCCUUCUCCCCAUUGAGGAUAAGGAUUGGUGGUUCUUUGCAAGAUCGAGUUGUGUACGGUAUGCCAAACAUAGAUUAUCCAUGCCUCCCAUUUGUUAAGAUGGCAGAUGGACUAUUUGGUUUCUCCAAAGGCUGUUUAAGCCUGAAAAGAUGGGAUGAACUUAACACUUUGUUCCAAAAGACUGGAGCGGUUGUAACAUUUGGCCUUAAUGCACUCCGUGGGAGACAUAGUAUUCGCCGUGGUGUUUGGGGAGGUGCCUGGAAUCUGUCGAAUGCUCGCGAUUUCAUCGCAUACACCAUAUCAAAAGCAUAUCCUGUUGAUUCAUGGGAAUUUGGAAAUGAGUUGAGCGGACAUGGAAUUGGUGCGCGUGUUGACGCAGAGGUUUAUGGAAAGGACCUGAUUGGCCUUAAAGCUGUUCUUGAUGAACUGUAUAAGAAUUCUACCACCAAACCGCUACCGCUCUUACUUGCUCCGGGAGGAUUCUUUGAUAGGCAGUGGUAUAUUCAAUUACUUAAGACUUCAGGGUCUGGCGUUGUUGAUGGUAUUACACAUCAUAUAUACAAUCUCGGGCGAGGUGAUGAUCCUCACCUUCCUAACAAGAUAUUGGAUCCUGAAUAUCUAAGUCAGGUAUCAGAUACAUAUAGAGAUGUCCAGCAAGUCCUACAGAAACAUGGUCCAUGGGCUUCUGCUUGGGUAGGUGAAGCUGGUGGCGCCUACAACAGUGGGGCUCAUCUUGUUUCAAACACAUUUUUGAACAGCUUUUGGUAUUUGGAUCAGUUAGGAAUGGCGUCUAAAUUCAACACCAAAACUUAUUGCAGACAAAGUUUGAUUGGUGGCAACUAUGGCCUCCUUGACACUGAAACAUAUAUACCAAAUCCUGAUUAUUACAGCGCACUGUUGUGGCAUCGGCUUAUGGGGAAGAGAGUUCUUUAUGUCAAUAACAAUGGGUCUUCCUUUCUACGAGUUUAUGCCCAUUGCACGAAAAAAACGGCUGGAGUUUCUCUGGUCCUAAUCAACUUACUCAACUCUGAGUUCAGAAUCAAUGUUGAAAAGGAGACAAAUCGCAAAAUUAGUGUGGAUUAUGAACGUAAGAAUAACUGCUCUUUUUCAGAUAGAUUGGAGAAGAUGGUAUACUUGAAUGGAAUGAAAGAACGCCACAGUUCAAUCAAGCGAAAAGAGUAUCAUCUAACAGCAAAGGAUGGCAACCAUAGAAGUAGAAUUAUGCUACUAAAUGGAAGAACUCUGCAACUUUCAGAAGAUGGAAAGAUUCCAGAUUUAGUUCCUUCAUAUAUUUACAGCAACUCACCAAUUAUAGUUGCUCCUCUCUCCAUUGUUUUUGUUGUGAUGCCGAACUUUGAUGCUGAAGCCUGUUCAUAAGAACUCUCUGUUUGUAUCUUUUGAUGCCUGAGAGAGCUACAGUUAUGUUGUAACUUUAUGGUUUGAAUUAAAUGCUGUAAUUUGUGUUUUAGUUAGAAGUUCUUCUAAGAUGAA
Molecule: messenger RNA, 2072 nt
Organism: Phalaenopsis equestris
Lineage: Eukaryota; Viridiplantae; Streptophyta; Magnoliopsida; Asparagales; Orchidaceae
Product: heparanase-like protein 1
Exons: 11
Coding region: 336-1958 (540 amino acids)
Cellular component (GO): plant-type cell wall; membrane
Molecular function (GO): beta-glucuronidase activity
Source: RefSeq, a predicted model, not a curated record